GUAGAACGGUAAAAUAACAGCAUCGAUAAAAACAACAAAGUUAAUAGUUUUAUAAUUUAUUUUUAAAGACUACCAUAACUAUUUAUCAACUUAAAUGUAGUAUUCUUAUAUCUAACCAUUUAUAUCAUAUCAUUUUAUUUAUAACAUCGCGGCAUUCUGGUCUUACCGAUUUAUAUAUUUACUACAAAAAAAAGGUCUUUAAAAAAAGUUGGUAUAGAAACUGUCAGGAAUGCUGCUUUUGCCUUGAUAUAAAUCUCCAGAUGGCUCCAGAUUUCUGUUGUCAAACCAGACUUAAAUUUCUUCAUGAGUAGCAAGCCUUCCGAGAGAAACUUCACCCUCCUUUUCGGUUUUCUGUUUUCUCAGUUCGUCAUCUUCGGACCUUUGGCUGUCUUAGUAGUAUACCAGUGGAGAAUUUCGCGAUAUACGGUUAAUGUGUAUGUAUCUGGUUGAUUUCUGAGAUGACCGAGCUAGGCAAGAAUGCCGAUUAAGAAGUGUAUGUUUCGUUACACAAUGAAAUAGAGUUUUCUAAAAAAAAAUUGUUCAUAGAUUCUUUACAAAAGUUAUCGAGUGAUUGAUUAUUAAGAGAACCUUAAGAGCCAACUAACAAAAUUUAAGAAGACGGAACUGUAAAUAACAGGGCAGCAGAUAAUGUUAAGCAUUCGGUUUGAUGUGUUCAGUGUAUUCGGAUUCGGUAUUUCUUAUCAUCCAAAACAUCCGUUCGUCGUGUAUACAUGUAUUAUCUAUAUUCUUGAUCAGCCGAUCUAAAAGUCUCGGUAUUCUCGAAUUUUUGAGCCUGGGCAAGGGUCGUGUUACGGUUGUAUGUCGUAUGAACAUAUUUUUGUGUCUUCUUUGUGCCUCCCGUUUGUUUGAUAUUUUAUUUAGCUAAUUUUCGCACACUAUUUCAAACAGACGACUAAGACCAGAUACACACAUCUGUGUUGUUGUUUGAAUUCGUAUUAUGCACUCGAUUAUUGUGUUCCGUGUUGUGUAACUCGGUUUAAAAUCGUAGUUUAGGUUGAAGAAGUUAUGAAAUGCGUAUGUAUUUACUCUUUAAUUUCGUUCAAGAUCGUAACAUCGUAAGCCUUUUUUUUAGUUUUCUUUGCAAAAGCAACAGUAAAAAAUCGAUCGCCCUGCGACACUGAUACACUGACACUUGGCAACUACCACACGCACACUAAUGCAACACGCGGCGAAUUCACUUCGCCGUAGUUUUAAUGCGCAUUUCUUUUUCUCCCUUCUUUACUUUGCGACAUUACCUUGUAAUUGUAUUUGUUUUUUUGAAAGUGCCCACUUAGGGGAGUGUUUUGUUGCUUUUUUGUUAUUUAGCGAGUGUGCCUGAGAGAAGCGAUGACACAAUGUGCGCCUAUCGCACUAUCGAUAGACAACUAGGAAAAAUACCGCGAGAUAAUAUUUUUUUAUUUUUAAGUGGUUUAAGGAAUAGGGUGGAUAGGAAAGUAAAUAACACGGUUACCAAACAACCAGCUUGAAUUAACUCGCACAGUACCAUGUGCGCAAAUAUGUUAAGAAGGAUAAAAGACAGUAGAAAGUAUCGAUUUCUCGAUUUAUCGCAUUAGCCCGUGUUCGGAUUCGGCGCCACAGUUGUUGUUAUUCGUUUAGCGACGCCGUGAAUUGUACAUGUGUGUUCCUUUUAUUAAUCUGUCAACCGAUUUGGAACAUAGUUUCCUAUUUGCAGCAUGAUUAUAAUGACAUUUUAGUUGUGUUUGCCAUUCGGUGUGUGAAGUGUGCGCUUUUGUGCUAGAUUUGGAGAAGGAGUCGGAUACGAAUCGAGCUGCCAGCAUGGACGACAGCGAGGAUGAAGUAAUGGAGGUUGAGGGGUCCACCUAUGUCGAAGAGGUCAAGGCCAAACUGCAGGAGAUCCGAUCGUGUGUGCCCUUCAUCCAGCGUGUGCAGACUUUAUACCAGCAAAAUCUCUCGAAGGUUCAGGGUCAGCGGUUGGAUGCGCUGGUCCGCCUGCUGGAGCGCGAAAAUGUAUCAAUGAACACGCUAAGUAAGAUCGAACAGAUCAUCGGCAAGCUCAGGACGAAAUUCGAACCGAGGCUUCAGCCCACCGUCAAGGAAAUCAUCGAUAUCAGUGACCAUACUGAGAUCGAGUCUGUCUCGUCGACUUCCUCCAAUCAGUCAAGUAUCGCCACACAUCCACCUGCCAAACAGCCCCAGCCAAGUAAAGGUAUCAAGUCAAGCGGCUCACUCAUCCCUUCAUCGGCUGCCACUAAGUCCAAGCCAGCGCCUCCAAAGGCACCGGAGCCGGGACCCAGCGCGAAAGCCAGUGCCUCCGGCUCCAAUUCUUUCACAAAGACUUUAGGCUCGUCCGACGCAACAAAGACUUCAGGCUCCUUACCCACCCUUAAGGCUCCCGGUUUCUUGACCACCCCUAAGACUUCCGACUCCUUGGCCAUCCCAAAGAUUUCCAGCGCAAAGCCAACAAAUGAGGUGCAAAAACCUAGGGACUCAGAACCAUCCGUCUCAGCUCAAGUCCGUGAUACAGGACCACCAGCCAUUCCACAGACAGUACCAGCCGCGCAGAAGAAGAAACCAGAACUGGUGUCCAAUCCUCUGAAUCGCGGUGUGCUGGCUGCAAUGCAUGAGGCCCGCAUGGAGGAAAAAAAGCAGCGGGCCAACGCCCAACAAACGACAUCAUCCCCAUCAACCAAAGAAUCAAGCGCUGCUGCUCCGCCCGAAACUGAAUUUUUGCGCCGAUCCUAUCCAGGAAGUGCUGCGAAGGCCACCCCAUCGCCGCAGUUCACCCACCAUUUGCCAGCAAAUCUGGGGCCUUCACACAAGCAGGAUUUUGUGCGCCGGAGCUCACCGCUUGUGCUGCCCGUUCCGCCGACCGUUCCGCUGCCCGUUCCGCUGCAGGAAGCUUCCCCAAGGCUGUGCGGAAAAGAUGCAGGCCAGCCUUUGUCAUGUAAGGAGGCUCCAGCUCAGGCGACACCCAGCAUUCCGAGUCCCACAAAUACUCUGAAGGAAGCUCGCAGGAAACUGGCGGCGUUAAAAGAAGGAGCUAUAACAUUAAUGGGGCAGGAAAUGCCACCACUGUCUUCUAACAUAAACGAUCCGCGCGGCAAGAAGAACUUAAGCCUGCCCAAGCUCAGUAUCAAUAACAACAAUAACGAAAGCUUAACACCAGUGACUCCGCCCACUGUUCGUUCUCCCUCGCCUAUUCCGCCACCACCGAGCAUGAGGUCCGGUACGUGGCAUCCAUAUUCGAACAUUCCCCUGGAGGGCAGCGGUUUUAAUGCUCCUCAGCAGUACAACUCAGAUUCUCCGGGAGGAGUUCGAACUUAUGGAGCUGGUGUAGCAAGGGAACCGAGUCAUGAGCCGAGGCGCCUUAAUGGCACUGAAUCUCGAGAACAACGUGAUCCUCGAAUCUGGCAGAACAAGCCCGCCCAUUCACAUCAGCAGCCGCAGCAGACGCAGCAGCCGCAGCAGCCGUCGCCACAACAGCCUCAGGUACUGCCUUAUUUCAGUGAUCCGCGUCGUGCUUCAACCAUCUACAAUGACUACGAUGAAGCCAAUGGUUGGCAGUCGGGCAACCCUAAUAAUAGUCAGAACGUUAACGGAAAUGGAACUGGAAAUGCCUACAACAAGUCCAGCUGGAGAGGCAGUCACAAGGUAAGCGGGCCCAACGCCAGAGGCUUUAUGGGUAAUCAAAAUGGGAGCGGAAACGCAGGAGGCUUUAAUGGCUCGUCCAGCUUCCGUGGUGGAUAUCGUGGAGGUCACAACCCACGGGGUGGUGGUGGUAACCAGAAUUCCCGAUUCGACCGAUCUAAAGAUAUACCUCGGACAUAUAAGGAGCACCGGAAGGCUAAGGCUCGCGCUGAGGCGGAAGCCAAGGCAAAGGCCGCAGAAAAGCAACGCCAAUUGGAUGCGGACACUCAGCGUGAACUGGAUGCCGAAGAGAAGCAGCGUAAGCUGCUUGCUGCCGAGAACCAGCGAAAGCUGGAAGAAAGUCAGGCUGCCACAGCGGCACCAGUGACACCUGUGCCGGAACUGGACACAUCCUACCGCAACUGCACUCUCGGUCUGUUGACUAAAAAGCUAGACUUUCGGAUUCCGAAAAAAACACCGCCAGUAGCUACGACUACCCCAAACUCAGUCAAUUUAGAUGGGGACAACCUAAGCUGCUCCUCAAAUUCCCCUACAAGCAAAUCCUGUGAUGCCAAAAAGGAUAGAGAUAAGAAUAAAGAUACACAAUUAGAUAAGACUAAGGAUAAAGAAAAGGUGGAAAAGGGCAACGAUAAGCUGGAAAACAAUGUGGAUAAGUCCAGUAAGCAUCACAAAUCGCAGGAUAAGAAGUCCGACAAGGAAAAGAGUAGAUCCGGCAAAAAGGCAAGGAAACAACUAGACAGGGAGAAUGAAAAGAAAUCUGGCGACACAGAGAGCGUGAACAGUGUGGACAGCUCAGAAAACACAGACAACUUGGAGAACGAACCGCCCGUCAGUGAGACAAACGCCUCUCCUCUUCCAGAACUACCGCUCAGCACUCCCGACAGCCAGCAAGCCCAGCCGCCGGUCGAUGAGCUCGAGAUCAUAGCCAAGAUCGGCGGACCGGCGGCCGAAAGCACGACUUCCACCUCGAAGGCAACAAUUUCUGCAACAUUUUCGAUAGAACAAGACGAUGAUGGGGAUCUUUUCGACAUUUUAAAUAAGAUAAAGGGACCGACGGGUACGAAGGCCCCGAGGAAGCGCGGUGUUUCCACUUCAGAGGCAACGUCAACGAACGCGAAUUUGGGGAAACCCGAGGAGAAAGACGACAAAGUAAAAGUUGACGCGGAAGGGAAGGAUGAACACCCUCCCAAGCUCUCUAAGAUGAAAAUUAUUGUUGGUCCCAAUGCCACUUUGAUGGUGCUCAACGAUGAGAAGAACAAAAAGCCAUCAGAGCGGUUUGAGGAUGAGCACGACGACGAGGAGGUGCCAGGGCCUUCGCUUCAACUUCUGCACCGUAUUAUGCAGCGACGCAACUCCAUGGCUCCCACGGCCAGUAAGCCGCUGGUGAACAAGGAGGAGAUCUCUACAAGCCUUCUCUACGAAGACCUGCAGGAGCAGAGGCGCAAGUCUCAGAACGCCCGCAGUCUGGCCAACAUGUUUGAGAAGACAAAUGACAAUUGUAGCGUGUCCACGCAGAACAUUAUCAGCGGAAAACGUCGAACACGCGGUCUGGAGGCCUCCUUUAACGAGACGGAUCUAAGCCGGAGCAUCUUUGGCUUGGGACAGAUCAAUAGAUCUCGGGCAAAGGCUGACGAUGGUGGCACUUCCAGGGCGAAGACUCCUGCUCCUGGAGCAGCCAAGUCUACAGAAAGUUCUUUAAAAGUUGAUGCCAUAGAAGUCGCCCCUGUUGCCGCUCCAAAUCGUAAGCGCAGGAGGCAAACCAUUCACGUGGAAACUGCUGAUAACUCAGUGGAGCCAAAGAGAGCUUGCUUAGAAACAAAGGAAAUUAAUGAGGUCAGGGAUACAACGGAUAAGCAACCGGCAGAGAACAGCAUGCAUGCCCACAUUAUGGACGUGGACGAAAACUCUGCGGAGUCGGUCCCACAGUCCGUAAUACCACCCCCGCCCAAACCUCGCGCGAAACCGCGAAAAAAGCGCAACGAACUGGAUAAGCUGAACGAUGACAUUGCGCAAAUGUACUACGGCGAUGAUGUGCUGCGGGCCACCGGACGGAGGGCCUGUACGCGGCGUUCCCGCACUCCAUCGCAGACGCGAUCUAGUUCCCAGCGCUCUCGAACCCCAUCUUUGGCGCGAGCCUCACCCACCCCCGAUAGCAUAUCCAGCCCCUCCAUGGCCAGUCCCAUUUUCAUCCGGAAUGUGGCGCGAAGGGGCAAAGCCUUCACGCCUGGAUCCCGAUCCUUUAAUAGCGGAAUCAAUCGAACCACGUUUAAGGCAUCUUUGCUGAAGACCAAGAGCUGCAGAGUGAGGAUCAAGAGAUGUCCUGCCUUGGAAGAGCUUACCAAAAAGCUAAAUCAGCAACCAGAGACGGAACAAAUAAAGACAUCGAAGGAGCGCAAAGUGAAGAAGAAUGUUUGCAACAUAAAUCCCGAGUGGCACUCAAAGUCCAAGGCUAACAUCAAGUGCGUUGUCUGCUUAAAGCCGAUCCGCAGGAGCUCUGUCUGUCACUACAUGAUGUAUCAUAAGGAGCAUUUCGCUGCUCGUUUGCCACCAGGAGUGCUAGACGAACUGCGAGCGGGACGAGGCAAUCGUCCGGACUACUGGAUUUUGCAGCGGAGCUACAAAGUGUUCCACUUCAAGUGUCCGUUCUGCGAGAAGCUACUCCUGCUCGGCCAGCAGAACCUGGGCGAUCAUCUGAACUCCCACCUGGGCGAGCCGCGCCAGCAGUGCUCCCAUUGCAACUUCCCGCAAAGCCACCAAAGUAAGAUACAUAUGCACACCGCUUCCUGUGGGCCGGGCGCCAAGGCUCUGAGCAAUCCCAACAACGGCCGACUGCCGAUGAAAGUCCACGUGUGCCAUCUCUGCCAGUUUGUGCAGCAGAACAAGGAGAACAUGGAUCGGCAUCUGGUGGAGCAGCACGGCCUGACGAAGGAGCAGCUGGAGAGUGUGGGGCGGGAGGAGGUGGUGCUCUGCACCACGGCUGACGUACCUAGCGAGGAGUCAAAGAAUAAAACCAUUGUUAACCAGGAACGAAAUGAGGAUGAUACCGCCAAACCAAGUGAAAGUCCAAAAGCCAAUGUUCCCAUCUCAUCAAAGGCGGCCACAAAGGGAGUGCAGAAAAAGAAGGUAAAGAUCCGGUUCAAGAAAAUGGCCAAAAAAUCGGCUCGUCGAGUGAAGCGAGAAAGGGAAGAGGAAGAGACACAAGCGGCCGAUAUGGAGGUGGAUCCAGAGUUGCCGGAGCUACCGCAGCCUCCGCCGGAAAAGGAGCCCGUGUUGGUGAUCAACGAAUGUCUGAUGGAUAUCGAAAUGGACGCGGAUUUGGAGGAGGGCCUGGACGAAGAACAGGCCCUGCAAAACAAGAGCUUGAUGGUAGACGAGAAGCCUGUCGUGCUGCUCGAUGUGGUUGCCGAACAGGUGGAACCAGAGCCAAUUGAACAAGAGCCAAUCGAACAAGAGCCAACCGAACAAGAUCCAACCGAACCAGAGCCAUCGCCAAUGGAGGAAGAUCUAGUUGUAAAGGAAGUGACUCCACCUCACCGACCACCUGUGCAGCAUUCAGCUCAUAAGCUGCCUGAAGUCAGUUUGGCUGAGUUGGCUGUACUCGAUGGCAUUGGCAGCGAUGGUUCCGACGUUGAGAUAGAGGACGAACCGCUGAGCCAGCAAACCGCUGGCAAUGAUUCGGCGGCGGUUGAGCCAAAUGAUGAUGGCGAUGGCAAUGGCGAAAACGUAAACGACGAUGAUGAAGAUGACGAUGAUAACGACGGCGCGGUCACCGAUGAGUGGGUUGAUCUGGAGACGGCCAAGCGCAACUCCAAGGGCUCAAAGAGCAUUUUCCAUGUCUUCAAUCGCUUCUGCUCGCGCAUAAGGAAGGGCACCCGAUCCGGCAAACCAGUGGCUUCAAUUGCGAGUAGCAGCAGCGAUAGCAGCAACGAUGUGCCCGAUCCCAGCGAACUGAUGCCCAGGAUGCGGCCCCUAGAGCCCGAACCGGCUCCGGUGCCGAAAAAGGUGAAAGCGACCCCUGUUUCCGCUACACCUGAAGCAGCUGCCGUCACUCCAACGCGUCUCUUGUCGCCACCCAAACAGGUGGAGAAUGUGGCCUUUCGAAAGUCCUCAUCAGAUGGAGAACAACACCGCCAGGCAUCCUAUUUCUGCAUGCGGCCGGGCUGCACUUUUCUCUUCUCCAAUGAGCUGGAAGGCCUUGAGAAUCACUUUGCGUUAGAGCACCCGCAGGUUCGCUGGAGUGGCAGAUGUGCCAUCUGCCCGGGGAUUAGUGCGAUGGGCACGAAUCUUAGUAUAUCCGGGGAACUGCGUCACAUGAGGGACGAGCACAUGGUGGACAGACCCGCCCUGCCUCCUCAACCGCCUACUGUGGUAGAGGUAGAGGUGCCACCGGCCAUUGUUCCGGAUCCUGAACCUGUUCCAGUGCUUCCCAAACUAAGGGUUCGUCGCUUCACUGGCGAUCGUCUGAACAAUCCAGCAGCGGAGGAGCCGUCCAACGAAAUGCUCAGGGUUCUGCUGGCGGCGGAGCCUCGGCCGCCCAAUCAGCAGGUUGAUUUCAAUGCCGUCGGAUUGGGCGAGUUCCUUUGCGCCAAGCCAAACACACCGCCAACGGAGCUAGCUGUCGAGCAGCCUGUCAUAAUAAACUAUCAGAGUGGUUUGGGCUUGGCCAUUAGCCAGGUUUACAGCGGGGCUCAGAUGGCCGGGGAUGCAGUGCCAUCGCUAGUCGUGGGAGAGACUCAUUCUGAGCUGUCUGCUGCUUCUGUAGCUGUGGAGGGAAAUCGAUUUCGUUGCAUGGCCAACAACUGCAACUUUUCCGCCCACAAGGUCAUGUUCGUCAGGGAACAUAUGAAGUUUCACAGCUUUAGCUUCCGUAGCACCGAUUAUCUCAACUGCGCCUAUUGCUCUCACGUGGCUGUCGACGUGGAUGACUAUCUGCGCCACGGAGUGUUCAUCCACGACCUGGCACCGCGCUCUGACCUGGACAGUGUAACCGGACCGCCCUCUGUGAGCCAGCUGAUCCGGGACAAGCUUAGUCAGCGGGGCAAUGCGGCCAACAUCGCCCGUCUCCCAGCCGCAAUCCCGGCGGUCCAGCCCGUCAAUGUGCAAAACUGUGUGCCAGCGACAGGAGGAUCAGGAGUUGCCGCACCCCCCACUGGGCCCGUGACCUUGACCGAUGCGGUCACGGAUCUGCUCAGGCCCACGGGAUACAGUGAGGACAGACUGUUCGCCUGCCCCCAAAAGGGCUGCAUUGUGCGUCUGACGGAAGAGCAGUUCGUGAACCAUGUGCGCUACCACGUCCGCGACCAGGUGAAGUGCAAGUACUGCAGCCAGAUGAUGCUCCCGCCAGCACUGCGUACGCAUCUGCAGCAGACCCACGCCCGCCACAGCAUAUUCUGCGCCAUCUGUUUGGCCACGGCCGUCAACAAGCGCCUAAUGUUGUACCACAUGCGCAACGAGCAUGGCGAGGCCUUCGACCUGGUCAACCGACAGCUGCAGUUCAUCCAGCUGCAAACGAUGCCUGAUGGCGUGGCCAAGGAAGGCGUGGAAGCCGAUUGGUAUGUGGCCGCCCUUGAGCAGCCCUUUGGAGAACAGCAGAUGCAGAGUUUUCAGCGCAAGCUGUUUGAGGAGCUGGACCUCCGGCGGCAGGGCACGAAAACCGUUUUCCGCGGCUCUGAGGUGCGCCUCUUGCCCCGUGUUCAAAACUUCCCCGGAGGGCUGCGCUGCGGAGAGUGCCCCUUCGUCACCUCGGAUCGGCCCACCAUGCAGCAGCAUCUCUACAAGCACAAGGAGGAGGCCAUUUACCAGGCCUACCAAUCGGAGGAGUUAGCAGUAAUGCCAGGGGCAGACUCUGCAAGCCCAACAGCUGACUCAGCUACAGUUGCCGAGGAACCAAUAGCACCAGGUACUUCCGGACAAAGUUCCCAGCCAGAGCCACCGCAGCCGGAUCCAAUAGUUCCUGGCGUGCACAAGCCUAUCAGACCGCCGUUUGAGUAUGUGCCCUCGAGGAACCGCUACCGCUGCGGCUUCGCCAAAUGUGGUACUGUGCUGUCCUCGGAACGGGUGCUGCGCCAGCACAUGUCUUCCGAACACAAGUACUCGGAAAUGAUAUCCUGCCAGCACUGCAAGACGCGCCAGACGGGGCAGGCCAGCGUGGAAAAGUAUCUGGCUCAUUUGCUAAUGCACAAGCGGCACAUCUUCCAGUGCGGCGCUUGCGAGCGCUACAACAACAAGCGCGUCGCCAUCGAACGACACAUCCAGGAUCGUCAUUACAACCAGAACGUGGACGUGGUGGUGCACCGUCACGGUGACGACGGGACGAUCUCCGCGCGCUGGCUAAAGACACCCAAACUGUUGCGCCUGCCCCAGAUGGAGUUCACGUGCAACCUGUGCAUGCAGUGCUUUCCCACGGACGUGCAGAAUAUGGCUCAUGCGGCGUCGGUUCACAACCGGAACUACCAGUACCACUGCCCUUACUGCCCAUUUGGCGACAAGACCGCCACAAUGAUCAUCGACCACAUCCUAUGCACUCAUCCGGGAUUGCGCGUGCAGCCGAUGCAGAUCUUCCAGCGCAUCGUUACCAAGAACAAGCAGCUGCUCGGCUUCUACUGCAGCUUUUGUCACGAGUCGGCCAGCAAUUUCCAGAAGAUCGCCGUCCACUCCGAGGAGAGGCACAAGUCGCGUUUCAUGUUUCAGUGUCCGCACUGCGAGGUCGGGCAUCAGAAUGAGCGCAACGUGGUCGGGCACAUUUUAAAAAUGCAUCCGGAAAAAAGCGGACUGGCUGUGAUGCAGUUUGAACGCGUGGUUAACGAAAUGCCCGAUAGCGUAAGCUGGGAAAUGGGACAGCCCAUCGAAGUGGAGCUUGAGCAGCAGCAGGUGCCGGGACAGGGUCAUAGUCGGGAAAUGGGGGGAAGGAAGGUGCAGGUGCCACAAAUCGUGAUGGAAGUGGUGGACCUGCUGGCCUCGGACGAGGAGGCGGAGGAGGGUGAGGCCGAUAUGGAGAUGGAGUCGGAUGAACCGAAAAUUGUGGAGUUCGCAUGCACGCAUUGCGACGAGACGAACAGCAAUCUGCAGGACCUGCGCGCCAAGCAUUGGGCCCGACACCAUCCCGACCAGCCCUUCUACUUCCGCGUGCAGCCGCAGCUGCUGUGCUCCGAGUGCAAGAUGUUCAAGGGCAACGCGAAAGUUCUGCGCGACGAGCACCUUGUCAAGGUGCACUCUAUCCGAAACAUCGUUGCCGCAGACAUUCGGCGGCCCGGGGAAUGCGCCUACUGCGACUACCGCUAUCGCGACUGGCAGGAUCUAGCGAACCACAUCAACCGGCUGGGUCACCUGCCCAACGACCUGAAGCAAGUGACGGAUGCGGAGCUCGAUGCCCUUAAGCAACUGUGUGCCAGUGGAAACGGCAGCGCCGUGAACGAGUACUACCAGUGCGAUCUGUGCAGCAUGGUGAUGCCCACGAAGGUGGCGAUCGGCCAUCACGGCCGCAUGGAGCACAACAAGCCCGGCGAACCAUUCUGCUUCCGUCAGCUGAAGGCCCCGGUGAUCUACCACUGCUUCUUCUGCAUGUUCACCUCGUCCGACGAGUUAACUACGCUGCGCCACAUGGUGGACCACUACAGCCGCUUCCGGUACUGCCACUUCUGCACCCGACACCAGAAAGGCGGCUUCGAGGAGUACAUCCAGCACUGCUAUACCUUCCACCGCGACGAUGUGCAUCGCUUCCGGGCAGUGCACUCAUACAACGACCUGAGGAAGUUCCUCAUGCAGGUGCACUACCAGUUCCAGAACGGUCUGAUUAUCACAAAGAGCAGUCUGCGGUAUACGCGCUACAACGACGAAUCCAUGAUGCGCAAACUCGACGAGGAACUGAUGGCCAAGGCCCAGCAGCCGCCAAUCCCUCGGUUGCACAUCAGACUUAAGUCGACGGGGGUCGCGGGACAGACGCAGGUUGAGAUCCAGGCGCAUCCAGCUGUGAUGUUGGGACGCAUCGCAAAACGCCGUAAGACACUGAAUCCGGACGAACUACUCAGGAUAUCACGGCAGGAGGAGCCGGCGCAACAACGGCAGCUGGCUCAAGCUGGGAGAGAGGUCGCUAGAUCGUCUGCCCUUAACAACGUUCUAUCAACUUCAUCCGCUGCUGCCACACCUCCACUUAGGGCCCCGGCCACGACGACGGGAAACUUUCUCGGCCUAACUAAGCGCCGCAACAGCUACGUUGUCCGCACUGGACCGUAAAACUUUUUUCUAGACUAAGACCACACCAUUAUUACACUUAUUUUUAAAACUAUUACAUCGGCUUACAGCCUUGAUUAUACUCUUUAUGUGUAGUUGUGCUAGUUCCAAACUAAUUAAGCAUUCAAAAAACCUUUUUUUUACGUAAUUAAGACCCUAUGUUUACUACAUUUGUAAGACUUAAAAAGAAGUAGUUAGGGAGUAGGAGGAGAGAUAAAUUUGGAGACUAUGAUAUAACGUCGACAUUCAAUUGAUUAAA
Molecule: messenger RNA, 12118 nt
Organism: Drosophila rhopaloa
Lineage: Eukaryota; Metazoa; Arthropoda; Insecta; Diptera; Drosophilidae
Exons: 7
Coding region: 1798-11862 (3354 amino acids)
Biological process (GO): regulation of DNA-templated transcription
Molecular function (GO): RNA polymerase II cis-regulatory region sequence-specific DNA binding; DNA-binding transcription factor activity, RNA polymerase II-specific
Source: RefSeq, a predicted model, not a curated record